Leptidea sinapis is the source of this 1482-nucleotide messenger RNA. RefSeq names its product cilia- and flagella-associated protein 251-like. The transcript is spliced from 6 exons. The coding region runs from base 83 to 1234 and encodes 383 amino acids. NCBI's taxonomy places the organism in Eukaryota, Metazoa, Arthropoda, Insecta, Lepidoptera, Pieridae. The record is from RefSeq and is a predicted model, not a curated record. Gene Ontology annotation, cellular component: motile cilium. Gene Ontology annotation, molecular function: protein binding.
UACGAUUUUGUAUAGAGAUCUAAAUAAAUAAAAACAAUCAAGUCUUGUUAAUUAAAAUAACUACGUUACUACAGAGGAAGAAAUGGCACAUUCAACAACAAAGUCUCUUCAAAACACAGUAUCAGCAUCGAAUAUAAAAGCAGCGGAUAGUGAGAUGGAUCUGAGGAAGAUGUACAGUUUGUCUCUUUCUCAGCUCAGGAAAAGUUCCGAGUUCGGGGAGUACUACUUUAAGCCUUCUCCAUUCAACCUCCACUGGAUCUACGGGUACAACGCGAAGGCCCCCGUCAUCAAUCUCAACAAUGGCAGCAGCAGGGGCGUGUUCUAUGCUGCAGGGAAUUGUGCCGUCGUAUACGAUUGGUGUACGGGUCAGAUGCGGAUACUCCAAGGACAUAAGCAUCUAGUAGUAUUCCUUGCAACGGACGCAAAAGGAUCGUGGCUGGUAACGGGUGACUCUGGCCCAGAAAACAUCAUCAUUAUUUGGGACAGGACUGACUACUUCCCGCAGAAAACACUGUUCUCGCCACAUGGCAGAACAAGAAUUUCUAAAGUAGCACUCAGCAGCGACGCGAAAUACUUAUUGACUCUAGGAUACCAGGAGAAGGCUACCUUGUAUUGGUGGAUUUGGUCUUUUGGACAUGAUACCCCUGAUGCAACUUUGGAAGUGGACAUACCGCCUGGAGGCAUUCGAGAAAUGGAUUUUAAUCCUAGCAACAGUGAUCAGUUUCUGUUAUUAACCAAACAUGAUAUAUGGAUUGGCAUUACAAAGAAAAUCUUCAUCAUUGAACGCGGUGUCCUAAAAGAGACUGACGAUUAUGAACUCAAAAUUCGAUGUCCACCUCGAAAGGCUUCUACCGAGGUGGGCAAUUUGACUUGUUAUACGUUUGUCAAGAACACGUCACAGAUAAUUGUGGGUAGCAGUCGAGGGGCAGUGCUUAUCUAUGGAUACACUUUGGAAUAUCAGCAAAACGUGGACUCUUCAAAUUUUGAGAACCUCAGAUUCAUAAAAGUGUUGAAGAUUGAUCAGAAGAGAAUAAAUGUUAUUAAAAAUGUUGAUGGAGUGAUUGUGACCGGCAACACAGCUGGCGAAAUAUUCUUCUACGACGAGCACAUGAAGCUGCUCUACUGGGUGCACGGGUUCCGCGUGGACAAUGUCAAGAGUCUCAGCUUUGAUAUGGUUCCAAGGAGCUACCAGAUAUUCGAUCCUAAAUGCAAGUUUAUUUUUCUUUAUUCGUAAUCUUUAAAAUACUGGUGUAAUAAUGAUAAAUCAAGAUCAUUCCAAUUUGAACAAAGGUACUAAGACAGAUUCUUUCUAUGACGUCUUUCGUUACAUGCUGAAAAGUAACAGAAGAUAUUAUAUUAUAAAAUAGAAAAAAUGGUUUGUAAGGUAUUCUUAAUGUGGAAAUAUUGCGUUAUCUCCUCAUAUUGGCGUUUUUUUUAAAGUAGACCAAAAGCAUUAUUUAUUGGAACGUAAAUAUUAUGUAC